GCCGGUGGUCCCCGCCCCAGCCAUGGGGGUCGCGCUGCUAAGCCACGUGUCUCGGCGCUGCUUCCGCCACGCGAUUCCUCUCGCUGUCCUCUCGCUGCUGCUGCUUUAUCUCUGUGCUCGGAGCUUUCGUGAGUAGCCCCUUCCCUCACAUGCCCUGGGAGGCACCAGGGACCCAAGCCCCCCCCCCCGGAGCCCUCACCGCUCGCCUCGCUCCUCCCCAGGCACCCUAGCGGGCUGCAGGUCUUGGGCACAGUCCUGCAUUCCCGAAGGCCCGCCGCCUGCCCAGGUCCCGCGGCAGCCGGGCCCCCUGGAGGCCCCCAGGUGGGAAGAGCCUCCGUGUGAGGGCCCCCAGGGGGUGCUGGGCCGCGCGAUGGGGCCGUUCCGCGCCAGUCUGAACCCCGCAGGGGAUGUGGCCUUGUCGCAGUACCUGGCCGGAUGGAAGGCGCUGGUCAGGUUCCUGACUCCCCUGGGCUCCAUCUUCACCUUCGCCACGAGCGAGGCCUCUGCCAAGGUGUCAGCCCUCGAGGCGCGGGUGCACGGCCCGGAGGCGGCGCACUACUCGUCGCUGGCGGCCAUGGCGGCGUGGGAGCGGCGGGCGGGACUGCUGGAGCGGCCCGGGGUCGCCCCCCGAGACCCGGCCCGGUCCUCGGGCUCGCGGACCCUGCUCCUGCUGCACCGAGCGCUGCGCUGGUCCCAGCUCUGCCUCCAGCGGGUGGCGGCCGCGACGCCCGGAGGCCCGGACGCGGGCGCGCAGUGCAGCGACGCGUACCGCACGGCCCUGGCCCCGCACCACCCCUGGCUCGUGCGCCAGGCCGCCCGCCUCGCCUUCCUCGCCUUCCCGGGUCGCGGCCGCUGGCUCGAGCUGGCGUGCCCCGGGGCCGGGGAGGCGGAGGCGCGGGCCGCGCUGGUGCGGGCGGCGGCCACCCUGGAGGCUGUCUACAACCGCACCCAGGGCCUGCUGGCCGAGCGCGGGCUGCUGCGGCUGGCCUGACCCGC
This is a messenger RNA of Hyaena hyaena (striped hyena), 996 nucleotides long. It is a transcript of the gene GLTPD2, whose product is annotated as glycolipid transfer protein domain containing 2. Gene Ontology annotation, molecular function: ceramide 1-phosphate binding; ceramide 1-phosphate transfer activity. NCBI's taxonomy places the organism in Eukaryota, Metazoa, Chordata, Mammalia, Carnivora, Hyaenidae. Gene Ontology annotation, cellular component: membrane; cytosol; cytoplasm. The transcript has 3 exons. The record is from RefSeq and is a predicted model, not a curated record. Gene Ontology annotation, biological process: ceramide transport; intermembrane lipid transfer.